Molecule: messenger RNA, 1209 nt
Organism: Triticum aestivum (bread wheat)
Lineage: Eukaryota; Viridiplantae; Streptophyta; Magnoliopsida; Poales; Poaceae
Exons: 2
Coding region: 1-510 (169 amino acids)
Source: RefSeq, a predicted model, not a curated record
AUGGCGAGUUCCUUUCCCACCCCGACCCUCUUGACGCCCAAGCUGUCCCUGCCACCGCUCGGUCCUUCGCGCCGCAACGCUGCCGCUGCGGCUGCCCCGUGGCCGCAUCGUGGGCGGAUCACCGCGACUACAGGAGGCGAUGCUGCCGCAGCAGUAGCGACGACAGAGGAGGAAGCAAAGGCCAGGAAGGAGAGGAGGAAACGAUGCCUGAGGUGCGGCGUCCUGUACCUGGACGAGGAGAACUCCCCUGCUGCCUGUGCCUUCCAUGGCCACAUCACCGGUGAGAAGGGGCUGUUUUCGCUGUCGCCGCCGCACCAGGGGGUCGACGGCGAGUGGAACGACAAGAGCGGGGUCAUUGUCUACAGGUGGAACGAGCAUGGCGACCGCCCCAACACCGGCCGUGCCAACUGGAAGGGAAGGUGGAGCUGCUGCCAGGAGCGGGACGAGGAAGCGCCGCCGUGCCGCCGUGGGUACCACGUCUCCUACGACGAUGGCUUCACUCUCUUCUAGCCACACGUCUACACCGGUUGUAUGAAUAUAUGGAAGUUGUUGUUUUUUGGAACAUGAUACUGCUUUAUGAAAUGCAACAGUGUCCUAUGUCCAUUUAUAAAGGAGGAGUACAAUAGAGUUAAGAACAAGAAGAGAAAAAAAUUAUGUACAACAAACAUCAUGGUCUAAAGAUCUCGGUUGAAAAAUCAGGGUGGGUCGAACCUCUCCUCGGACUUGGCUUCUUUCCAUGGGACUAGUUCGUGCCAUCAGACUUCCUUUCUUCACUCUGUUUCUCUCUUUUAAGGUCAUCCAUGAGGUUAGCAUGAGAACUGAACUCCACUUUGCUUCCUCAUCAUUGACUAUGGAUUAUUUCACAAAUGACUUAGCAGAUACUCCCUCCAUCCCGGAAUAAGCUUGAGACACUUAUUUUGGGAUGGAAGGAGUAGUACUUAUCAAGCCACACAUAGUCAAAUACUAGCGUGUAGUGCGCGGCGGCACGCCGCGCCACGUGAACCGAUAAGGUAUUUGGUUUUUUGCAAUGUUUGGUAAGUCGUCCAAAGUAGUUCAUACAAAGAAAGAGUACAUCUAGUUGGUACACGCAUGUGAUCUACGGUAGGUGGUGAUAAUGGCUACUGGAUACCGAAUUGCAAAGGUUUGGUUUGCUUCUUAGACCAGAGAUGUUGAUCCUCUGUCUUGGUUUGUCUUUGUGAUGUAGUGGUA